Molecule: messenger RNA, 856 nt
Organism: Pisolithus orientalis
Lineage: Eukaryota; Fungi; Basidiomycota; Agaricomycetes; Boletales; Pisolithaceae
Product: TBPIP-domain-containing protein
Exons: 9
Coding region: 40-705 (221 amino acids)
Biological process (GO): meiotic strand invasion involved in reciprocal meiotic recombination; homologous chromosome pairing at meiosis; meiotic joint molecule formation
Cellular component (GO): DNA recombinase auxiliary factor complex; condensed nuclear chromosome
Molecular function (GO): double-stranded DNA binding; recombinase activator activity
Source: RefSeq, a predicted model, not a curated record
CUCCGACAAGUCCUCCAGCGAUCCUUCGCGACUCUGACCAUGGCAAGUAAAGCAAAAAAUCCAGACGUCAAAGUUCUCAAAGGCCAAGAAGCGGAAGAUGCGGUUUUACAGUACAUGAAAAAGAUGAACAGACCAUUCGGCGCUGUCGAUAUUUCUGCUAAUCUGAAGGGUGCUGUUCCGAAAACCCUGACAGCCAAAAUUCUGGUUGCCCUCACCGAAAAGGGAGAGAUCGUGCAGAAAACCUACGGAAAGACCAACUUCUACGUGGUAAAUCAGGCCAAGGUCGGAACGCUACCGCAGGAAGAACUGCUGGGACUCGAAGCGGAGUGUAAAUCAGUAGAAGACGACAACUCCGCGCUUUCUGCACAAGUCAAACAGCUUACAACAGAACUUGCGAAGCUCAAAAGCACGCCUACAGAUUCGGAUAUUGACGAGCAACUGGCCGAGGCAGAAGUGACUACUCAGAAGCUCCUAGAGAGCCUCACACCACUGAGAACCGGGCAACCUAUGACGUCCGCUGAAGACAUGGCUCGGAUCGAUGUCGAUUGGGCGCGUUGGCGAUCAGAAUGGGUUCGCAGACGAAAGAUUUUCAACGCAUUCUGGCAGAUUGCAACGGACGCAUUGUCACCGCAAGAUGCCGCGGCCCUUGCAGAGGACCUUGGAAUCGAAAAGGGACCAUUGUGUGCUCCUCGCAAACGGGAGUGAUCAUCCCGACUCACUUGUAACAUAUGUUCUGCUCUCCCGAGAUGAUAUCAUAACAGCCGUGUAUUAAGAUCGAAAAGACAUACGGUUACAAUAAGCGUCGGACGGUAAAAUACAUUCAGUGUUACUGAUCCCAACGAACAUGAUUGAAAAG